AUGGGGAGGGCCGGCGCCGCGGCCAAUGGCACCCCGCAGAACGUCCAGGGCAUCACUUCCUACCAGCAGCGAAUAACUGCACAGCACCCUCUGCCCAACCAAUCAGAAUGUAGGAAAAUCUACAGAUAUGACGGGAUCUACUGUGAAUCUACCUACCAGAAUUUACAAGCGUUGAGAAAGGAGAAAUCCAGAGACGCGGCUCGUUCCCGGCGGGGCAAAGAAAACUUUGAGUUCUAUGAAUUGGCCAAGCUGUUGCCACUUCCUGCGGCCAUCACCAGCCAGCUAGACAAGGCGUCCAUCAUUCGACUGACAAUUAGCUAUCUGAAAAUGCGGGACUUUGCUAACCAGGGGGACCCUCCGUGGAAUCUGAGGAUGGAAGGCCCUCCCCCGAACACGUCAGUAAAAGGUGCACAACGAAGGAGGAGCCCCAGUGCACUCGCUAUUGAAGUAUUUGAAGCACAUUUGGGAAGUCACAUUUUACAGUCCCUGGAUGGAUUUGUAUUUGCACUAAAUCAAGAAGGAAAAUUUUUAUACAUUUCCGAAACAGUCUCCAUCUACCUAGGCCUCUCCCAAGUGGAGCUGACGGGAAGUAGUGUCUUUGACUAUGUCCACCCUGGGGACCACGUGGAGAUGGCAGAGCAGCUGGGCAUGAAGCUUCCGCCCGGGCGGGGCCUCCUCUCGCAGGGCACCACUGAGGAUGGAGCCAGCUCGGCAUCUUCCUCCUCCCAGUCGGAGACCCCGGAGCCAGUGGAAUCCACCAGCCCCAGCCUGCUCACCACGGACAACAGCCUGGAGCGCUCCUUUUUCAUCCGGAUGAAAUCCACCUUGACCAAGCGCGGCGUGCACAUCAAAUCCUCGGGGUAUAAGGUGAUUCACAUCACAGGCCGGCUACGCCUCAGAGUGUCCCUGUCCCAUGGGAGGACCGUCCCCAGCCAAAUCAUGGGCCUCGUGGUGGUGGCUCAUGCCUUGCCUCCCCCUACAAUCAACGAAGUCAGAAUUGACUGCCAUAUGUUCGUCACGCGAGUAAAUAUGGACCUCAAUAUCAUUUACUGUGAAAAUAGGAUUAGCGAUUACAUGGACCUGACCCCGGUAGACAUCGUAGGGAAGAGAUGUUACCACUUCAUCCACGCCGAAGACGUCGAGGGCAUCAGGCACAGUCACUUGGACCUGCUGAAUAAGGGUCAGUGUGUGACGAAGUAUUAUCGUUGGAUGCAGAAGAAUGGAGGAUAUAUUUGGAUUCAGUCUAGUGCCACCAUAGCUAUUAAUGCCAAGAACGCAAAUGAGAAGAAUAUCAUCUGGGUGAAUUAUCUUCUUAGUAAUCCCGAGUACAAGGACACCCCCAUGGACAUCGCGCAGCUCCCUCACCUGCCAGAGAAAACGUCCGAAUCCUCAGAGACCUCCGACUCGGAAUCAGACUCUAAAGACACCUCAGGUAUUACAGAGGACAACGAGAACUCCAAGUCCGACGAAAAGGGGAACCAGUCCGAGAACAGCGAGGACCCGGAGCCGGACCGGAAGAAGUCGGGCAGCGCGUGCGACAACGACAUGAACUGCCGCGACGACGGCCACAGCUCCAGCAACCCCGACAGCCGCGACAGCGACGACAGCUUCGAGCACUCGGACUUGGAGAGCCCCAAGGCGGGCGCCGACGGCUUCGGCGCGCUGGGGCCCAUGCGCAUCAAGGCGGAGCGCUCGGUGGAGAGCGAGUCGGACCUGCGGCUGCAGCCCUGCGACUCGCUCACGUCGGACAGCGCCAAGGACUCGGACGGCGCGGGCGAGGCGGGCGCGCACGCCGCGGGCAAGCUCCAGAAGCGCAAGAGGCGGCGGAAACGGCAGAAGGGCGGCAGCGCCAGCCGCCGCCGCCUGUCCAGCGCGUCGAGCCCCGGCGGCCUGGACGCCGCGGGCCUGGUGGAGCCCCCGCGGCUGCUGGCGUCGCCCAACAGUGCCUCGGUGCUCAAGAUCAAGACGGAGAUCGCCGAGCCCAUCAACUUCGACAACGACAGCAGCAUCUGGAACUACCCGCCCAACCGGGAGAUCUCCAGGAACGAGUCUCCCUACAGCAUGACCAAGCCCCCCAGCGCCGAGCACUUCCCGUCCCCGCAGGGUAGCGGGGGUGGCGGUGGCGGUGGCGGUAGCAGUAGUGGCAGUGGUGGCAGCGGAGGAGGAGGAGGAGGGCUGCACGUGGCCAUCCCUGACUCGGUCCUCACCCCGCCGGGUGCCGAUGGCGCCGCUGCCGCCCGCAAGACACAGUUCAGCGCCUCGGUUGAAACCAAUACGUUUUAA
Echinops telfairi (small Madagascar hedgehog) is the source of this 2283-nucleotide messenger RNA. It is a transcript of the gene NPAS3, whose product is annotated as neuronal PAS domain protein 3. Bases 1 to 2283 code for a protein of 760 amino acids. The transcript has 13 exons. Gene Ontology annotation, biological process: regulation of transcription by RNA polymerase II. Lineage: Eukaryota; Metazoa; Chordata; Mammalia; Afrosoricida; Tenrecidae. Gene Ontology annotation, molecular function: RNA polymerase II transcription regulatory region sequence-specific DNA binding; protein dimerization activity; DNA-binding transcription factor activity, RNA polymerase II-specific. The record is from RefSeq and is a predicted model, not a curated record.